Prunus armeniaca (apricot) is the source of this 381-nucleotide messenger RNA. The record is from the annotation of a GenBank genome assembly. NCBI's taxonomy places the organism in Eukaryota, Viridiplantae, Streptophyta, Magnoliopsida, Rosales, Rosaceae.
AUGGAAGCAAUUGCUAGGGCCACAACAGUGCCAUGGUUUCAUGCAGAGAUGAGAAAGAUGUUGCAGUUGUCUAAACCUGCACAUGAUUGGCUUGUAGAGAAAGAUCCUAGGCAUUGGAGUAGAGCAUAUUUCAAGAGUGAUUCCAAGUGUGACAUGCUUAUGAACAAUCUAUGUGAGACAUUCAACAAUAGCAUAAUGGAUGCCAGAGACAAGCCUGUUUUGACUAUGCUAGAAAGAAUUCGGUUAUAUAUAAUGUUGUUGAUGGCUGGAAGAAGGGUUUUCUAUGAGAAAUUGCGUGGACAAGUUGAGCCAAGAAUUAGAAAGAUAUUAGAGAAAAACAAAGGAAAAGCUCAGUGGUGUAUUCCUAAGGCUGUUGGAUAG